Messenger RNA from Eptesicus fuscus (big brown bat), 1815 nucleotides. RefSeq names its product CD300a molecule (gene CD300A). NCBI's taxonomy places the organism in Eukaryota, Metazoa, Chordata, Mammalia, Chiroptera, Vespertilionidae. Bases 410 to 1336 code for a protein of 308 amino acids. The transcript has 8 exons. Gene Ontology annotation, molecular function: transmembrane signaling receptor activity. The record is from RefSeq and is a predicted model, not a curated record. Gene Ontology annotation, cellular component: plasma membrane.
UCGACCUUUACAGGAGCCACGGGUUUUGUUCAAGGUCACCCCGGAGGUGAUGGAUGAGUCACAGGAGAACCCAGCCUCCUGCUUCUCAAUCCUGGGCGCCCCCCUUCUCACCGUGACAGUCACCCCCACAGCCAGGCCUUCCCGUGGUUGAAUUGCAAAACACGCAUUUUGGGGAAACUUACACGUGUUUGACAAGCACCAGAAGUGACAGCGCUUCUCCGUUUCCGUGCAGCUCUGGUCUUCGCAGUGUUUGCGGCUCUAGGAACAAAACCUCCAGAAGCUGAACAAGGAAGCAGCCGCGCAGAGAAAAACAGAAGUGGGAGCUGGGGCCCGGCCUCCCCGUGAGGAGGACAGAAGCCGUGGGCCCAGCAGGCCGGGCGCCGCUGCCCGUGACCUCCGAGGCGCAGAGAUGACCCCGCAGGGCCGGGCGUCCGGGCUGCCCGCAGCCCUGCUGCUGCUCUGGGUCCCAGGCUGUUUGUCUCUGAGCGGCCCCAGGCGCGUGACGGGCACCGUGGGGGGAUCGCUGAGCGUGCAGUGUCGGUACGAGAAGGAGUACACAAACCAUAACAAAUACUGGUGCAACGGCUUCUGUCUGGUGAAGAUUGUGGAGACCACAGAGUCAGAGAGAGAAAUGAGGCGUGGCCGCGUGUCCAUCAGGGACCACCCAGCAAACCUCACCUUCACAGUGACCUUGGAGAGCCUCACAGAGGACAAUGAAGGCAAAUACAGUUGUGGGAUCGAUAGACCAUGGAGAGAAAAACUUACAGACCUCACCUUCCAGGUUGUGGUGUCUGUGUCCCCAGCAGCAACCUCCAGGCCAGCUACAACUACAACUACAACUACCGCUGCAGCCACGACCUCCACAGCCACGGCCCAAACUCCAACUGUGUCCUCAGCCCCGGCAGGGAAUGUCACCCGCAGCAAGAACAGCCAGGACAGCGCCCCGCCGAGCCCGGACCUCGGGCUCCCUGUGCUGCUCAUCCUGUUGGCGCUUCUGCUGCUGCUCCUGGGGGGGGCCUCGCUGCUGGCCUGGAGAAUGGUGCGGAGGCGGGUCAAAGCUGGUGGGAAUCCGGAGCCCCUCCAGAACCACUGUCAGGCCGCCCCGCAGAGCGAGCCCUGCUAUGCCAACCUGGAGCUGCAGCCGAGGCCCCUUCAGGGAGAGCCCGAGCACCCGCGGCAGGAGGAGGUGGAGUACAGCUUGGUGCAGCCCCCCAGGGAGGACCUGCACUACUCCACGGUGGUGUUCACCGCCCAGCACCGCGACCCUGAGGACCAGAGUCCCUCCCAGAGGCCCCCGCGGCAGGAGCCAGAGUACAGCGUGGUUAGGAAGACGUAGUGCCUCCGCUUCCCCGCCUGGAGGUCUCUGUGGGGAGCCCAGGGCCGCCCCCCAUUCCCCCACGUGCCCCUCAGCCCGCUCCCCUCCAACAAGGCGGCUGCGGGCUGUCCCUCUGGCCUGGGACCUGCGGGACACCCUCCCAUGGCCGGCUCUCCACACCUUCCCCGUUUCCCUGCCUCACUCCAGCUGUGCGUGGCGCUCAGCCCGCGGGAUCCGGGACAAGGAGGCGCACACAGACUGUCCCUCCGAGGAGCUCGUAAGGCCGUGCAGGUGUCCGGCUGGCCGGGGAGGGAGAACCGGCCGAGAGCGGGGAACCCCCGGCGCUGAGAGCGGACCCCUCUUCUCCAGGCGAGGAGGCGGAGGCCGGGGAGCCGCUGCCCGGGCCCAGACCCAGCAGGGGCCUGUCCUGGGCCCCCCUGGACGCUGAGCGAGGCUUAGUUUGGUACAAGAGACGGCAAUAAAGGUGACACCAUCUUGAG